GCCGUUUUCACAACAAAAACACCGUAUAAAAGCACCGAGUGUCGCUCCGCUGCGGCCCGGGAACACUGCCGAGGCUCCGCCGCUGUCAUGUCCAGCAUCCAGCUGCUCAGAGUGCUCGUUAACGAGCGGCUGUCUGCGGCCGCGGAGGAGAUCUUCGAGGCGGUUAAAAAAACCAUCGCGGGCUACGAGGAGGAGAUCUUGCUCUCCAAACGGGAGAUCCACCGGCAGCGCAGGAUGCUGCGGACAGUUUUACAACCUGAAAUAAAGAUAAACAAACACUCAGACCAGCCACAGCUGGCUCUCUCCGUCUGGGACGAGGACUUCACAUCAGACCAGCAGGAACACUGUGAUCAGGACUGGAGCUCCGGUCUCGACCAUGACGACCAGGAGCAUCUACACACUGCCAAGAGCCAGGAGGAACCGGCCAGCGGUCCAGAGGAGGAGGAGGAAGAGGAGGACAACACCAUCAGGUACAUUUUUACUCCUCCAUACGUGAAGAGUGAGCUGGACCAGCCGCCCUCCGGUCCUCAGAGCACCGAGGGAGAUCCUGUGCCGAGCACUUCGGCCGAGCAGGACCAGACGAAGGUGGAGGACGAUGACGCAGUGUCCUUCAGCUCCUCUAUAGCCGAACAUGACGAGGACAGUGGCGAGGAGUGGAGGGGCAGCGUGGGGUCUCAGAGCGACGACAGCGACCGCAAGUGGAAGAAGAAGAAGAGGAAGGGGCCUCGUCUGCCAAUGGCCCCGAAACUGCCCCUCACCAAAAAAAGUAAAUCAAGAAUCUGCUGUAAAGUGUGCGGGAAGGCCUUCCACGCUAACGUCUCGCUGGUGAAUCACAUGGAGAUCCAUCCGAAGGACGUCUGCGGCGUGUGUGGCGAACAUUUUCAGACAGAGGAGAGCUUUCAAGUUCACCUGAAGACGCACGUGAAAGCUGAAGUCUGCAGCGUUUGCGGGAAAUGUUUCGGCGCCUCAAGCUCUCUGGAAAUGCACAUGAGGAUCCACACGGGGGAGAAGCCGUUCAACUGCAGCGAGUGUGGCAAGUCCUUCAACUGCCGCCACAACAUGAUGCGACACAUCCGGAUACAUACGGGUGAGAAGCCGUAUCCCUGCACCAUCUGCGGGAAAUGCUUCAACGACUACUCCACGCUGAAACGCCACCUGCUGGUCCACAUGCACAAGAAGAACCACGAACCCAACGACGCCAACGACAAUGAGAACGGCGACGACGCCGAGAAGAAGAUGAAGACUUCAUCAUCGCCGAAGAAGCAGCAGACUCGGACCAUCUGCGAAGUGUGCGGAAAGAUGUUCCACUCCAUGGUUUCUCUUGUGAAUCACGCCAAAAGUCACGCCACAGACCUCUGCGGCGUGUGCGGGACACAUUUCGACUCCGAGGAAAACUUAAAAGUUCACCUGAAAACUCACAAAAACGGGAAGAUCUGUGAGGUGUGCGGUAAGUGUUUCGACAGCCAGGGAAGCCUGGAGAUGCACAUGAGGAUCCACACGGGGGAGAAACCAUUCCUCUGCAGCGAGUGCGGCAAGUCCUUCAACUGCCGCCACAACAUGAUGCGACACAUCCGGACGCACACGGGGGAGAAACCGUAUCUGUGCAACAUCUGUGGCCGCUGCUUCAGCGACCACUCCACACUGAAGCAGCACAGCAGCACGCACACCGGAGAGAAACCGCACCGCUGCGACGUCUGCGGUAAAGGCUUCCACAGAAAGACGUACGUCAGGCUGCACAUGAAGAGCCACACCACCGAGAAGUGACUGUGGACAUGCUGCAGUGUAAAUAAAAACUUUGAAAUGAAAA
Centropristis striata (black sea bass) is the source of this 1807-nucleotide messenger RNA. RefSeq names its product gastrula zinc finger protein XlCGF57.1-like. NCBI's taxonomy places the organism in Eukaryota, Metazoa, Chordata, Actinopteri, Perciformes, Serranidae. Bases 88 to 1764 code for a protein of 558 amino acids. Gene Ontology annotation, molecular function: RNA polymerase II cis-regulatory region sequence-specific DNA binding; DNA-binding transcription factor activity, RNA polymerase II-specific. The transcript is spliced from 2 exons. The record is from RefSeq and is a predicted model, not a curated record. Gene Ontology annotation, biological process: regulation of transcription by RNA polymerase II.